Messenger RNA from Colletotrichum karsti, 1392 nucleotides. Its product is annotated as cral trio domain protein. Gene Ontology annotation, molecular function: phosphatidylinositol transfer activity. The record is from RefSeq and is a predicted model, not a curated record. The coding region runs from base 1 to 1392 and encodes 463 amino acids. Gene Ontology annotation, biological process: Golgi to plasma membrane protein transport; regulation of exocytosis. NCBI's taxonomy places the organism in Eukaryota, Fungi, Ascomycota, Sordariomycetes, Glomerellales, Glomerellaceae. The transcript has 2 exons. Gene Ontology annotation, cellular component: cortical endoplasmic reticulum; cytosol; plasma membrane.
AUGUCUGCCCAAACCACCGACGCUCCCGCCACGGCGGCUCCGGCUGCUGCUCCCGCACAGGCUGCCGAGACUCCUGUUGCUGCUGCUGUCGCCGCCCCUGCUACUGAUGCCGCUGUGGCUCCCGCUGCUCCCGCUGCCGCCCCUGAGACUCAGAAGGUCAACGAGGCCACUCCCGCUGCCCAGACCACUCCGGAGACGAAGUCGGAGGAGAAGGCGAAGACUGAUGAGAAGCCCGCCGCUGCUACCGAGAAGCCCGCCGAGGAGAAGGCGAAGACUCCUCUGAUUUCCCUUUUCGAGAAGCUUCCCGGUAUCCUCGACGCCGCCAAGCACAAGGAGAUGUGGGGUGUCCAGCUCACUGACAACACUCAUGUUCCCACCACCGUUGUCCUUCAGAAGUUCCUGCGCGCCAACGACGGCGAUGUCGUCAAGGCCGCUGACCAACUUCAGAAGGCUCUUGAGUGGCGCCGUGAUACUAACCCCGGCAAGCUUCUCGACGACGUCGCCUUCGACAAGAAGAAGUUUGACGAGCUUGGCUAUGUCACCACUCACAAGGACUCCGAGGGCAAGGAGACCAUCAUCACCUGGAACAUCUACGGCGCCGUCAAGGACAAGCAGGCCACCUUUGGCAACGUUGAUGAGUUCAUCAAGUGGCGUGCUGCCCUUAUGGAGCUCAGCGUCCGCAAGCUGAACCUGGACAAGGUCCAGACCCCCAUUCCCGAGGGAGGCGAGGACCCCUACCAGAUGAUUCAGGUCCAUGACUACCUCAACGUCAGCUUCUUGCGCAUGGACCCUGCCGUCAAGAAUGCCUCUUCGCAGACGAUCAAGAUCUUUGCCAUGGCCUACCCUGAGCUUCUUAACCACAAGUACUUCGUCAACAUCCCCGCCCUCAUGGGCUGGGUCUUCAAGGCUAUGAAGGUGUUCCUUGCUCCCAAGACGGUCUCCAAGUUCCACCCCCUCGGCUAUGGGUCUGAGUUGGCCAACGAGAUUCCUUCCCUCAAGCAGUCGCUCCCCAAGGAGUACGGUGGCAGCGGUGAGAACAUCAAGACCACUGGCCAGACCGUCAAGCUCGCGGACGCCACCGCGGCCCCCACUGCUCCCGUUGCUGAGACCAAGACCGCGACUGAGGCUCCCGCUGCCGUCCCUGCUCCCGCGGCUGCUGAGACCAAGGCCGCUGAGGCUCCUGCUUCCGCCGCCGCUGCCCCUACGGCUACCUCCACUGAGGCGGCUCCUGUUGCCGCUCCCCAGCCGGAGAAGGCCGCCGAGGCCGAGAAGGCCGAGGCUCCCAAGGCGGAGGGCUCUGAGGUCCCCAACGUCGCCGACCUGAGCAUCAAAGACGAUGCCGAGGGCAAGGAGACCGCCGCUAAGGAGGAGGCCAAGCCUACCGCUGCCUAA